AAAAUAUGACAAAAAUUUGUCAUGGUGAAAUCACGAGUUUUAGGGUGGUUUUAGACUUUAAUAGUACACUUGUACAUGUUUCGAAAUGGCUGUCACUGUGUUAUUAUUAAUUUCCUACGUUCUUGCCACAAUUUUGAUCAGUUGUUUUGGCUGUUUUCUAUGUUUUAUGGCAUAUAUAUAUCACUUGCAUAAAACCACUGAACAUAUUCCUAGUCCACCUCGCUCGAGUUUCAUCUUGGGACACCUCCCUGAUGUCUGGAAAUACAAAGCUGCGACUGGACGAACCACGGGCGAAUAUCUGUUGGAAAAACGGUUUGAAUACGGUCCAAUUUUUAUCCUGUACUUCGUACAUAGAGCUCUAGUUUUUCUAGGGGAUUCGAGCUUUUUGAGACACGUUUUUAUAAAUAAUCACAAGAGCCUGGGUAAGGAUGGUUUUGUCUACCAUAAAGUUGGUUUUGUUUAUGGUGAGAGAGGGGCAGGCUAUGGAAUUGUGAGCAACACGGACGAAGUGUCAUGGCACAAGCGACGGCAAGUCAUGAACCCUGCAUUUCAUCGAAAAUGCCUACGAGAUUUUGUGAGUAAUUUUAACAAUGUCUGUGAUAGAUUUUUAGCCCACAUGGAUACAGUUGUUGAUAGCGGUAAGCCGACCAGUAUGGUUUUAGAGUUUGGGAAAGUCACUUUGGAAGCUAUCAGUCAAGUAUCGUUUAAUAUAAAUACCCAUGCUAUCGAGCACCCAGAUUCCCCAUUUCCCAACGCAAUACGACACUACCUCAGGGGGGUGCAGGACAAUAUUGAGAUUCCAGUGAGCACAACCCUCCUAACAGUAUUCCAGUUUAAAGUGUUUCAGAAUGCCACCAAAAAAGAGCAAAUCAAUGCUAUACGGUUUCUACGAAAAUUUGCUCACAAUUGCAUCAUUAAUCGGAUGAAGGACAUUGCUGAUGACAAAACUGUUCCUGAUGACUUAUUGAGUCUUUUGAUUAAAGAUGGCAGCUUGUCAAUUGAUGAAAUAAGUGAUGAAUUUGUAACUAUUUUUGUCGCCGGUCAAGAAACCACUGCAAAUUCAUUAUCAUUUGCCUUAUAUGAAAUCAUUAGCAAUCCACAUAUUGAGGCAAAGCUUCUUAAUGAGGUUAACAACGUGCUUGGUGAGCGUGAUUAUGUCGAGUUUGAUGAUUUGGCAAAACUAAAGUACCUCGGUCAAGUUUUAGAGGAAGGUUCAAGGUUGCAUCCUGUUGUGUCUGCGCCGUCGAGAUUGGUGGCGAAAGGUCUUACCGUUGGAGGUUAUUAUAUCCCCAAAGGAAUUGGUCUCAACAGUCUUCAGCUAUUCUUUGGGAUGAACCCAGAAAUUUGGAAGAAUCCUAAAGUGUUUGACCCAGAGCGGUUUACUAAUGUUGAGAACAUACCAGACUUUCGCAUGACGCAUUUUCCAUUUUCCAUUGGCCCUCACAAUUGUAUCGGACAGACUUUUGCAAAAUUUGAAUCGAAAGUUAUCCUGGCAAAGCUGCUGCGAAAGUUUCAGUUCAAGUUAUUGCCUGGUCAGACUGACAGGAGAGAAGCAAGGCUUACUAUAACACCUCGGGAUGGUGUAAUGUGUGAUGUCGCAAGACGUGAAUGAUUAAAUUGUGACUAUGGGAUGUUAUUGUUGGAUUUUAGGCACAGACCAUUAGAAAACUGAUGGGGGUGGGUGGGGAAAAACAAGUGAGUAAAAUCGUGUGGUGUUUAUAGACCAAGUGAAAUAGCAAAGUAGGGUGCAUUAAGCCUGUUCUCCACUAGGCAAUUUUUUUGUGCGAUGCAAAGCAAAAAACAAAUCUUGGCAAUGUGAUUGGUCAGCGAAAAAAUUUGCCUCGAAAAAAGUUGGUGGAUCAGUUCCUACUUUUUUACUGAGUAAAAUGAGUAAAACAUAUCUUUCAAUUUUAAGACUACAGCAUGUUCUAAGAAUGAACAUUAUUUUCUCACUCUGUUAACUGCAGGUUCACCUGCAGUGAAACCCACCUAUUUUUGCAGAAAAGUGUGAGAGUCCAUCCCCCCAUGUAACUCCAGGAAUCGAUUAGUGUGUUCAACAAUAUAAACAAUAUGUACUCAAGACAGUGAAAAGAAACUUGAGAAUCGAAACUUUAAUUUUCUUUAUAUUUAUUAAUAAAUAUUUUUGUGCUAUAUUACUAAAUGUCAAAUAAAAGUUGGAUGAAACUACUGACAAGUUAUUGUCAUCAUCUAGUGGAAAGACCAUAAAAGACGGACCAGAGCCAGCCUCGUCCCCAGGCUCCAACUCAUCAGUGUACAAUGUAUAAUAAUAAUACGAGGAUUGAGACAAUAUAAAUAAAGUGAGAAUAAAUAAUUUAUAUUUUUGGAGUAAAAGUGUAUUUGAUUGUGUGUGUGUUCACAUGUGUACCAAUUUUUAUCAAACU
This is a messenger RNA of Paramuricea clavata, 2402 nucleotides long. NCBI's taxonomy places the organism in Eukaryota, Metazoa, Cnidaria, Anthozoa, Malacalcyonacea, Plexauridae. The record is from the annotation of a GenBank genome assembly.